AUGAAUCUGAGAGCAUUGGGUUUUAUGCUUGCUUUGCUAGCACUUCAAAGCCAAAGGUAAGAAUUUAUUUCACGUACAAUUUCCCCCAGCUAUUUUGAUAAUUCUAUUAUCGACAAUUUAAAAAUUUAUAAAAUUAAGUCGACUCCUCUAAAUUUUGUAAAUUUCUUUAUAGUCACGUGGAAUCAGUUUCGGUUCCUUUUAUUCCAUCAAUGAUGCUUGGUCGUACGUUCGACUAUUCGAAGUCCGCAGUUGGAGUCGACAUAUACGAUGCGAGCGUCCGAGAUAACGCUGUCGUGAGACACGUCGACAGGUCUGACGUCAAGUUUAAGAUGAUCAAAAGCAGUGAAGAUGUGAGAGACGUUCUGGAUGUUUCCGGACAGUUGUCUCUGAAAGUUAUGGCGGGCGUUGUGGACGUUGAAGGGAGAGGAUCUUACCUGAAAAGUUCAAUUGAGAGUGGAAACACAAUUGAAGUUUUGGCGCAAAUAUAUUAUCGCACAGUAAGUGACUUAAGCCGGUUUUCCACUAGGCGGAAUUUUGCGCGCGGAGCGGAAUCUUUCUUUGUCUUUUCUAAUUAGUUCCACCCGAGAAAUCACAAGACAUUGAUUUCUCGGGUGGAACUAAUUAGAAAAGACAAAGAAACAUUUCGCUCCGCGCGCAAAAUUCUGCCUGGUGGAAUCAGUGUCGAAUUAUUAUCAAGUCCCGUACACGGACGAGCAAGUUUCCUUCGCAAGUUUCUUGACGAGUUUACUUGCUCCUGUGUAAAUUCGUAAAUCAGCUACUUUCAGUUCCUUUAAACUCGAUUGCACAAACAUUAUUUCAACGACGGCAAUGGCCUCUUUCUUAAGGUAACGAAGACAAUCACAGAUGACAAGCAACCAAUAUCCGGCUGGGAUAGUAAAUCAAUUGUUGGCCAACAUUACAUACGCAGUAUAACAUAUGGCGGUUACCUGAUUGCGUCAUUGAAGUUUACAGCAAAGAAGACUAGCACUAAAGAACACAUAAAAGCAAGGCUAUCAGCAAGUUUGAAUGCAGGUGUAAGUCUCAGUGUUAAAGGUCAAUUUGAGAAGCUUACACAAGCUGCUGGAGACACUGCUUCAAUGUCCAUCUAUUACACUUCCAGCACGAUACCUGACCUAGCUCCUAUUAACCUCACGACACUUCUGACAAUUAUCGACAAUUUUCCAGAAAAGGUUUGUACCGUGAACCAUACAAAUAUUUCACAUAAUAUUUCACAUGUGAAAAUGCCAAUUUGAUAUGUGAACUGCUGCAUUCCCACUUAUGAAUUUGUUGAAUUUCACAUGUGAAAUAUGAUCAAAUGCUCAAUUCAAUUUAGAUCAAGUAUAACGCCUACCUAAGCACAUACAAUCUUAACUAACUUUUUAUAUUUUACAACAAUUGUGAUGCAUGUUACUUAACUGUGUUUAUCCUAACCCACUCUGUCAACCUUCCCUGUGGAAGGAAACCUAAGCACUCGGAGAAAAUCCACGGCUUUUGGCAGGUAUGAAAUCUUUUUCAGAUAUGAAAUGUUUCAAUUCCAUACAUAAUUUCAUAUAUACAUGGAAUAUCAUGAUGUAAAAUUAGAGUAUAUCAAAAAAUAUUAGACUACUGAAUUCCAAACAGAACUUGAUAGUAAACAUUAUCCCAACAUUACAUUCUAAAAAAGAAUAUUUGAAUUUAAAAAAUGGAUCAUGCAUCGAAUCUUAAGAAUGAACUUGGAAUCCAAAAAAUGAACCAUUUAAUCCUACGACUGAAUUAUUGAAUCCCCAAAAUUGAAUAUUCUUGAAUCAUAUAUCAGAUUUUUAAAAUCAUUGAACCCAAGAAUUUAUGUUGAGACUUGAAUCUUAAGAUUGAAUCAAUGAAUGCUAAUAAUAAAUAAUUGAAUCCUAAGAUUGAAUCCAUGAAUCCUGACAUGGAAUCUUCGUCUCCUAAGAUUCAAUUAUUUUAUCUUAAGGUAUCGAAUCCUAAGAAUAAAUAACUGAAUUUUAAUUAAUACCAUUAAACAGUAAGAAAGAAUUACUGAACCCAAAAGAUUUAAUCACUAAAUCCUAAGAAUGAUUUUUUUUCAACAUUUUAUAGAUAAGGAAUACGAAUGAAGGACUUGGAGUCCCAAUAAAAGUUGAGAUACGGGAACUCGGUUACCUAACACAGAAAACCAAGUUCAAAUUCUUAGAAAACAGUGGAAAUGUCGGUCCCAAUAUUGAACGAUUAGGCAAGAUGUAUCACGAUAUCAUGGUGGCACUAAAUGAAAUAAGGAAGAAACUUAAAGAUGCAAGAUUAACCGACGCACAGGAAACAAAAUAUGGAAAAUUUUAUGACAAAAUUAUGCAAACACAUGGAAUAUUCUUAGAAACGAUUGAAAAUCUUGAUCUGAAUGCUAACACUGCAAGUCCAACACAGUUCGACGCUGCUAUCAAUGCCUACACGGAAGACACAAAUCAUUAUCUGUUUGGGAAAUUCUUAAGGCAAUGGCGACGUGUAAGAAAAGAGAACCCUUGGGUGAGUAAUGGAGCAUGACCAGAAUACGAAAUUUCGUCACACUCCUAGGAGCAGUCUUGUGUAGGAACUGGAAGACAAUCUUUACUUGGACGCGAUCUAUCUGCUUUCCGCAUUUAUGUCAGUAAAAGUGGAUAAUAUGCAGUUGUAUUAUCAGAUACACUAUAGAUAUCUUUCAUUUUCCGGCAUUUCUAGUACUCAAUAAGUUAUGCUUUGAUAUAACAAUUGGUUUAAUGUAUUCCCAGCAAUGUAAUUACUCUGUCUUGCGAAACAGUUGCAUAUAUUGAAUCUUAAAAAUAUUCUUUGUUGUAGGAUCCUGUAGAAAUUAGAAAGAAUAACGAGGUAUGACUUCGCGGCCUCGUAUACCUAGACGCCUUGAAGUGCCGUUGAAGUUUCAACACGUAUCACGCGACGGCAUAGCACACCAAAGCCCCUGGGUACGAGGCUGUACAAAGUGAAUAUUGUUUAAAACUGAGGGAUAAGGUUGUAAAAAAUUGUAAAGUGCAUUACAAAAUCUUCAUUUGCUUGGUAAAAACUUUGAUAAGAUUUCUCUUAAGAAAUGCUCUUCUCAGGUUUCAAAAAUGUAAAAUGUUUCUGGAGGAGUAUGUCCGCGGACCCUGAGUUGAAUCCCCCCCCAAUAACAAUUUUCUAACAACGGCACUGUUUAAAUUAAAUUAACCUUACCUCAGAUGGGUUUAUUUCUUUAUAAUGAUAUAUGCUUACUGGACCUCCAAUGCUGAAAUGCUAAUAGCUAGUGUUAAUUGCUAUAGGGAGCAUAUCUUUUAUCGUUUAGAAAAGGGUAAAGGAUCAACAAACUAUGCAAAAUAUGGAAGGAGUUAUAGGGCAACUAGAUGCAGAAACAUCAUCGUUUAAAAAUCUUUACUCAGGUUAGCAAAUGACCACUUUUUGAAUGAUCUUAUAAUAAAACAGGCACUUGUAUUAGAUUAAAAUUAGAUAGAUUCGCUUCUUACAAGUUGUCCAUUAGACUACUACGAAACGUAACCUGAAUUUAUCAGUUUCUUUACGCUACUCCUACAUGCACAUAUCCGGCUUGAAGGACCAUAUGUUGUUCCGCCGAAAAUUACAUAUUUCUUCACAAAACUGGCAGAUUUUUAUUCGUACCCCAGUUAUACCGCAUUCGCUUUUUACGACAUUAACAUAAUUAUGCCGUUCAGGAGUAAUAUCUGCCCCCAAUUUUCCCAAACAAUUUUCGUUUUAUUUUAUAUUAUUAUCGCAGUUUUAAGUGUUAAGAUAUUCCUGAAAUCGUUAAAUUCGAUGUCGUGACAAGUGAAUCCGGUAUCGUGUAACUGUAAAGUUUAUGGAAAUCUUUUAAUGCGGUGUCAAGCGAAACUUCUGCGAAAUGCUGAUCGACCAACCUUGACGGCUCAUAAAUUUUGCGCGAAAUACAUGUGUGCGAAAUACAUGAUGCUUGCUAGAUACAUAACUACAAUCCUAGACAAAUAACAUGCGGACGCUGAUUAUAAUCAGCCGUAUUCCCCGCUGCCCCGUUACAAUGUUGUUAGUACAGAUACCGCAAUAGUUGCCAUAAUGACUGAAGUGUUCAUCAACAUUGUUUCAGGGGGGGGGACCGACUUUAUGAAGUAUAUAUGAGAAUGUUUCAAAAAAAUAAUUUAUUUGCUAUGUUUGUCCGAGUAAAUUUGUCUAUGAUUGUAGGUCGAAAACAUCUUUUGAAGGUUUAUAUGAUAUUUUACCUUUGAUAUUUUGUAAUAAUGUAUCGCAUGUACCUGUGAAAAUGGAUUCAGUUUUUUAUGAGAUUAGUCUAUGAGAUCUGUCAUGAAAUUAGGAAUGACGGUGGUUAAUGUAAACAUAGUUGCCAGUUUUCAUUCAUUUUUGAUCCUCUAUCUGCCUGACUAUCUUUUAUUCUCUUUUACACAGGUGGCGACGUUACAAUAUCAUUCCCAACACAAAGCGCUAGUACUUACAUGAUUGAUAGGGGAUCUCCUGAGAUGGAUUCGAUUAUGGCUUGUUUCUCGGGAAAAUUAACAUCACCGCGAUCCUCAAGUCAUAUUAUAUCCUAUGCAACAACGGCCCAUGAUAACUCUUUCCUCGUUUACACGACGCGCUCUAAUGCAAGACUUACUUUGGUUGAUAAACAUAAGUUAGUCUUUUUUCUUUGCAAUAUUACUCUUAAAUAAUUAUCUCAUUUGUGGCACGUGGCUUUAGAUAAAUACAAUGUAACCGGCCGUCUACGUUGUACGAACCGCCGCGUAAAGGUCCAGACACACCGGACGCGAAUCGAGAACGCGACGCGAUUUUUUAGUUUUUGAAAGUUAAUAAAACGGCCAAUGAGAGCAAAUUUUGAAAUGUAUGUAGACCAAAUAACUCAAAGUGUUAUAACCUUCUAAAUAUUUGGAAAAUUUAAACUAGGAUCAAGGUUAACAAGUGAAAAAUGUUGCUCGCCCCGACCAGCUACAUACAUAAAUAAACAAAAUGGCUGCACAACUUGUAAGUUUAUAACCCAACAGCCACAGGAUAUACUGCUAAAACCAUUUAAGUAGGUUCUUUUAAUUUUAAACUCGUUCACACUAUAGAGUUUUUGUCAUGAAAUGUAUUGUUGUAUGAAUGCUGGUGAUUUCUCUUUCGUUGCUAUAAGGGUGUCCCGAAAAAAGUACACCUUUUGAAGAAAGUUUUCAGUGUUUUCUAUUGUAAUCAUUUGAAUGCCUGAGCAAAAUGCUGACCCACGAAAGCGUCAAAUACAGGGUGUAUUGAAAAAACAAGACCUUCCUGAGAAUAUCUUUAUUCGUUGUACUCAAAUUAUUGGAAUAUAUUUACAGGUAUUAUGACAUAAACACGUUUGGAAUGAAAGAUGGGAAGUGGCAUGGAUGGUGCUUCUACUGGGACGCUACUGGUACCAACAAUGUGUAUAAAGAUGGAAAAAUCGUUUACAACUCUCAGAAUUCAAGAACAGAAAACAUGCCCGGGGGUGGGACGUGGGUGCUAGGGCAAGAUCAAGAUGGAAUCGGUCGCAACUUUGAAGAAGGCCAAGCGUUUAUCGGAGAAAUCAGGGAUGUGAAUAUUUAUGGCAAUUUUGAUAAAAACUAUUUUAAAACAGUAGUUGGACCAGCUGUUAGUAGCUCAAACACAUGUAACCUAAAAUACAAAGGAAACCUAAUUAAAUCCUGGGAUGAAUUUAAAUUGGGCUUCGUUGGAAAUUAUGCAACAAUGGUCAAGAGUUCCUCUUGCUCAAAUUGACAUCUCAAGAUGAAUAUUUGUUAUCGGCCAUACUUGGCUGAAAGAUAGUUUGUAUAACACGUAUGGUAAUACGAUGUCAGACACUAAAUCUGUAAUAAUUGUUUUUAAGUAGAAAUUAAAACUAGUUACGAACGUGUUCUGUCUCGUUUCAUAUUAUAACCCACUGAUAUCACUGACAGCCCAGCAAACAUACGGU
This is a messenger RNA of Paramuricea clavata, 5902 nucleotides long. The record is from the annotation of a GenBank genome assembly. Lineage: Eukaryota; Metazoa; Cnidaria; Anthozoa; Malacalcyonacea; Plexauridae.